CCCGCUCUCUCUUCCACCUCUACCCCAACUCUAUCGUUACUCUCGACCAGGAGGUCAUUCAUCCUCAUUUAGCAUUGCUUUAUUCUUCCUCAAUAAAUAUGGCUUCCUCGGUCUUACCGGUUGCCCUGCAGAGCAAAUUAUUGGGGUAUAGCAGGGCCUCGACUUCGCCGCUCACGGCCUUGAACUUGGACCUGAUCCGAAAUAUCGUCUUUAUCCUUUUCCUGUUUCGCUAUAUCCGGAAGACGUUUUACUCGGUACGCGGCUACGGCAUCUUUGGCAGCAUCCGCAAUGUCUACGCUUCUCUCCGUCUCUUCUUCUAUUCGAUUUUCUUGCGAACCCCGGGCGUACGGGGUCAGGUCGACAAGCAGGUCUCGACGGCGAUUGAGAGCCUCGAAUCCAAGCUCAUCCCUAAUGGUCCUGGCAUCACGAGAUUCUUAACUCUUCCGAAAGAGGGCAUGACGCCCGAACAAGUUCGUGCGGAGCUCGACAAGUUGGCAAACAUGGAGCACACUCGUUGGGAAGAUGGUCGGGUUAGUGGUGCCGUGUAUCACGGUGGACAGGAUCUUUUGAAGCUUCAGGCCGAGGCCUUUGGUCAGUUUGGUGUUGCCAACCCCAUCCAUCCGGACGUCUUCCCGGGUGUUCGUAAGAUGGAGGCUGAAGUUGUUGCUAUGGUUCUUGCAUUGUUCAAUUCUCCCUCGGAUGGUGCUGGUGUAACUACCAGUGGUGGUACAGAAUCCAUUCUCAUGGCUUGCUUGGCAGCCCGUCAAAAGGCAUCCACCGAGCGUGGAGUAACGGAGCCGGAAAUGAUUAUUCCCGAUACUGCUCAUGCUGCAUUCAUCAAGGCAUCUAACUACUUUGGAAUCAAGCUUCACCGGGUUCCUUGCCCGGCUCCAGAAUAUAAGGCUGAUAUUGCUGCCAUGCGCCGGCUGAUUAACCCCAACACUGUUCUGCUUGUUGGAUCCGCACCUAACUUCCCUCAUGGUAUUGUCGAUGAUAUCCCAGCCCUGUCUCGUCUUGCAACAUUGCACAAGAUUCCUCUUCACGUUGACUGCUGCUUGGGAUCAUUUGUGAUCGCCUUCCUCAAGAAAGCUGGCUUCCCGUCCCCAUACGAAGAGGAGGGAGGAUUCGAUUUCCGCCAGCCAGGUGUGACUAGCAUCAGUGUGGACACUCAUAAGUAUGGCUUUGCCCCAAAGGGAAACUCUGUGCUGCUGUAUAGAAACCGCGCAUACCGCAGCCACCAGUACUUUAUUUACCCCGAUUGGUCCGGUGGUGUGUACGCAUCGCCGUCUGUGGCAGGAUCUCGCCCUGGCGCCCUGAUUGCUGGCUGCUGGACUAGUUUGAUGAGCGUUGGCGAAUCCGGCUAUAUCAAGAGCUGCCUUGACAUUGUUGGAGCCGCCAAGAAGUUCGAGGCCUCUAUCAAUGAGCAAUCGAUUCUGUCGCAAAACCUCGAAGUUGUUGGAAAGCCGAUGGUCAGCGUUGUGUCUUUCCGUAGCAAGAAUGGCGGUGUCGACAUUUACGACAUUGCCGACGAUUUGUCCUCUAAGGGAUGGCAUCUUAACGCCCUUCAGUCGCCUGCUGCCAUGCACGUGGCCUUCACUGUUCCCACAGCAGCUGCAGUUGAUAAGCUGACCACUGACUUGAUUGAGGUUGUUGAGAAGCAGCUGGAGAAGGCUGAAGAAAGGAAGAGACAAGGUAAAUCAUAUGUUAUCAAACGCGGUGAUACAUCGGCUCUGUAUGGUGUGGCCGGUAGCAUCCCAGACAAGAGCAUUGUCAACCGCCUUGCGGAAGGCUUCCUCGACACUCUUUAUAAAACCUAAGAAGCUUGCAUUUUGAGAGAAUUGUACAUGGACUCUUUUUGCAAAAAACUUUCAUCCUGGAUAAUCAAAUAUCCCCAUACAAGAGGGAUAACGAUUAGAAAGUUUCAUAAUUGGCGUUUAUGGGUAUACAGCUGGUUUGCAUUUUUAUCGACUCCACCCUGUGAAUAGGAGUAUCUAUUGUUAUUAAUAUCAAUAAGACAGAACAAUGUCAAAGAUCCGAAUCGUUUCAAAGCUGGU
Messenger RNA from Aspergillus wentii DTO 134E9, 2054 nucleotides. RefSeq names its product sphinganine-1-phosphate aldolase DPL1. Gene Ontology annotation, cellular component: endoplasmic reticulum. Gene Ontology annotation, molecular function: pyridoxal phosphate binding; sphinganine-1-phosphate aldolase activity. The transcript is spliced from 4 exons. Gene Ontology annotation, biological process: sphingolipid catabolic process; carboxylic acid metabolic process. The record is from RefSeq and is a predicted model, not a curated record. The coding region runs from base 99 to 1817 and encodes 572 amino acids. NCBI's taxonomy places the organism in Eukaryota, Fungi, Ascomycota, Eurotiomycetes, Eurotiales, Aspergillaceae.